AGAAAAUAACAGGCAUCGCGUAGACGAAAACAAAAACGAAUCCGGGCAAGCAACCGGCUCCUUGGCCGUCUCAUCUUCCCCUUUCUUUCUUCCGUGUUCAAGGUCUCCUGGAUCCUGAUUCCGUUCGAUUCGCCUCGCCUCCACUCCGAUGAUAGAUUCUUGCACAUCUGAUAUGUUAAUGCGUGCAACAUUUUUCGGUUUUGUUAUUUCAGAUAUUUUUAUCUAGUUACAGAUGACUAUGACACCCUCUAGUGAGGUUUACUCUUAUCACUCGUUACCUGCACCAGGAGUUGAAUACGGUCUUAAGGACGAGAUCCAAUCGAAGGUUAUGGGUACUAUAGGGAAUGUGAUGAACUCAUUUGAUCCAAAAUCGUUGCCUCAGCAACUAGAAGGGGCACUGGGAACAGCUGGAAACAUCAUUAACUCCCUCGAGUCAAAAUUGUCCGGCCAAAAGACGUUUGAUUUCGAUGGUGGAAAUGAUAUUCUUGAUGGAUAUGAAUGCCCUGACGACUAUUGGGGCUCUGUACCAGUGAGGGCACCAAAGCCAGUUAACAUUAGAAACCUGCUGGGUGGUAUGAUUGCAAUCAUUGGUCGCAGUUGUAAAAAUGAUGAAUUUCAGGAAUCGAAGGACUCUAGGACUAGCGUUUCAUUCUUGGGCUCAAGUAGUGAUGGAGAUACAUCCUUGCAUUCCUCCGUCUAUGCACCAAGUGCUCCACCAUUGCUUGAUGAAGAAGCCUUGGGUUACAAUAUUUAUCGGGUUGUAUUAGAGGCCGAACCACCAGAAUGGCUACCCGAUAGUUAUGCUAACUUGUGCAUGCAGUGUGCUGCGCCUUUCACUGCUAUUGCUUGUGGAAGGCAUCAUUGUCGUUUCUGUGGAGGGAUAUUUUGCAGGGCAUGUUCGAAAGGCAGAUGUCUUUUGCCAGCAAAGUUCCGUGAGCGGAAUCCACAAAGGGUUUGCGAUGCAUGUUAUGAUAGGCUUGAUCCGUUGCAGAACUUAUUGAUUAAUUCUGUCAGCAAUGCUACACAAAGUGCAAAGCAUGAUGUCAUGGAUUGGACAUCUGCAAGAGGGUGGUUAAAUUUGCCUAUUGGACUAACAAUGGAACACGAGAUAUACAAGGCAGCAAUUUCCUUGGGGAGCUAUAGUCAGGUUGCAAGGAUAAACCCGGAAAAAUCUAUUCCUCAUGCAGUUCUUAGUGGAGCAAGUGGGCUUGCUAUCCUGACAGUUGUAAAAGCUGGUGCAUUUCUUACAUACAAACUGGGAACUGGCCUAGUAGUUGCUCGAAGACCAGAUGGAUCAUGGUCUCCACCGUCUGCUAUACUCUCAACUGGAUUAGGAUGGGGAGCACAGUUUGGUGGCGAGUUGAUGGAUUUCAUCAUAGUGCUUCAUGGUCCGGAAGCUGUGAAGACCUUCAGCAGCCGAAUGCAUUUCUCCCUUGGGGCAGGUUUAAGUGCUGCAGCAGGACCUGUUGGCAGAGUAUUAGAAGCUGAUAUUAGAGCUGGUCAUAAAGGCUCGGGAAUUUGCUAUACAUAUAGUUGCAGCAAAGGUGCAUUUAUUGGGGUUUCACUCGAAGGGAACUUUGUUGCCACCAGGAUGGGUGCCAACCUGCGGUUUUACGGUGACCCGUAUCUGACAACCGGCGACAUUCUUAUGGGGAAUGUGGACCAACCAAAUGCUGCUAAAUUUCUGUACAAAGCACUGGAUGACCUGUACUCGAGUCUGGAUUGCUAGCACCAUGUAACUCUCAAUCUGUACAAUAUUUAAUUUGAUUCCAACUGUAAUUAGAUGCGUUGAUUCUAAAAAUGCUUCUUCAUUUUGGCGGGCAGGGUUUGUUCCAUCGGUAUGACUGAAAAAUGCCAGAUGGACAGCUGCUGCGUGUCAUUCCAUAAGGUGGAAGUCUGUAAAGUUAUGCGAAACAUAAACAUGUUCAAACUACUAUUUGUGCGAAGAUGUUAGAUUUGGGUGAAGAGGAAAAGCAAUGUAAUGACUUAAAAAUCCUAGCAGAAAAUGGAUGUGUAAACUAAAAUUCCGAGGUGGGAUA
This is a messenger RNA of Brachypodium distachyon (stiff brome), 2039 nucleotides long. RefSeq lists its product as uncharacterized. The record is from RefSeq and is a predicted model, not a curated record. Gene Ontology annotation, molecular function: metal ion binding; phosphatidylinositol binding. The transcript is spliced from 5 exons. The coding region runs from base 233 to 1729 and encodes 498 amino acids. NCBI's taxonomy places the organism in Eukaryota, Viridiplantae, Streptophyta, Magnoliopsida, Poales, Poaceae.